Molecule: messenger RNA, 578 nt
Organism: Rhizophagus irregularis DAOM 181602=DAOM 197198
Lineage: Eukaryota; Fungi; Glomeromycota; Glomeromycetes; Glomerales; Glomeraceae
Source: RefSeq, a predicted model, not a curated record
AUAAAAUAUGCGGAGUAUUACCAUAUAUUGCUCCAGAAGUUUUGAAUGGAUAACCAUACACAUUAUCUUCUGAUAUCUAUAGUUUUGGUGUAAUUAUGGCAGAAUUAUCAUCUGGAAAACCUCCUUUUUAUAAAAGGAAACAUGAUUUAAGCUUAACAUUAGAAAUAUGUAAUGGAAUCAGACCUGAAUUUGGAAAGGGAACUCCUGAAAUUUAUAAGAAUUUAGCUUAUAGAUGUAUGAAUGCUAAUCCUGAUCAAAGACCAACAGUCAGUGAAUUAAAUGACAUAAUAGCAUUUUUGUUAAAUUCUUAUGAUGGUUACUAUAAAGAGGCAGAAAAUUUUGGUUAUAAAGGAAAGGAAAUUAAGGCCAUAUUUGAAAAAGCUGAUAAAGAGAUACCAAAUAUUUCAACUUCAUAUGAAAUAAAUCCUGAUGCAAUAUACACUAGUAGAGUAUUUACAUUUAGUAAUUUGCCAAAACCCAUCAAUUCAUCUAUUAUUACUUCAUACCUUGAUGAAGAUAGUAAAGAUUGUCAAGAUUCUAAAUUAUUUGAUUUAGAAGUUUCUAACUGAUUAUAAUCA